AUGGAGGUACCUGUAGUUCCAAUGGAGGAUGAGGAUGCCCUCCUGGAAGGGAUAGGAGGUGAUUCCUCAAUCUCUCCAGCGUACGGGACUCCCGAGGAAGUCGUGCAGCCCUCAACCCCACCCUGCACCUCGACAUGGCCGGCAACUCCAACUCCCCCCACCCCGUGCUGGGUUCAGGAGAGGGGCCUCAUGGAGGCUUGGGGAGCAGCUUCCGCCAAACCACACAGCCCUCCUGAGGUUGCGAGUAGGAUCCCAGCUGCCUAUCGUCGACCUCCGACAUCUCCUCACCCAACUGCCACGGCUAAUUCUGAAGUGCCUGAGGUGAUGGAACUUUCCUCCGAGGAGGAGGAAGAAGGAACACCACUCCCACCGCCUAUCUGCCCGACUGCAGACGGGGCCUCACCCUCGUGA
This is a messenger RNA of Nilaparvata lugens (brown planthopper), 411 nucleotides long. RefSeq names its product classical arabinogalactan protein 9-like. NCBI's taxonomy places the organism in Eukaryota, Metazoa, Arthropoda, Insecta, Hemiptera, Delphacidae. The transcript has a single exon. The record is from RefSeq and is a predicted model, not a curated record. The coding region runs from base 1 to 411 and encodes 136 amino acids.